Molecule: messenger RNA, 2133 nt
Organism: Vitis riparia (riverbank grape)
Lineage: Eukaryota; Viridiplantae; Streptophyta; Magnoliopsida; Vitales; Vitaceae
Product: type IV inositol polyphosphate 5-phosphatase 11
Exons: 9
Coding region: 120-1154 (344 amino acids)
Biological process (GO): response to abscisic acid; phosphatidylinositol dephosphorylation; response to jasmonic acid
Cellular component (GO): plasma membrane
Molecular function (GO): phosphatidylinositol-3,4,5-trisphosphate 5-phosphatase activity; phosphatidylinositol-3,5-bisphosphate 5-phosphatase activity
Source: RefSeq, a predicted model, not a curated record
UUCUCCUCCUUCUGCCUCCCUCUUUUAAAGAAAUAAUAUGAUAUCAGUUUUUGCUUUCAACAUUGUUGAGUCAUGCAAGCCAAGGGGAUCCGAAAUUUCGCGAAGAACAUAGCAAGAAAAUGGGAAAUUUCUUCACUGUUGUUCAUUCUUGUAAAGGACCAAGAUUCAAGUUGAAGCGAGGACCAGUGGAUUAUUCCAUGAACGAUCUCGCAACCAAUCAUGACGGGAUCAGAACUGUCCGGGCAGAUAACCGCUGCGAUUUCUCAGGCAGUUCGGACCUCUGCAUUUGCGUAGUAACUUGGAACAUGAAUGGGCAGGUCUCUUAUAAAGACAUAGAACAGCUGGUUGGGAGCGAUCGGGAGUUUGAUCUACUUGUGGUUGGUUUGCAAGAGGCACCACGAAACAAUAUUUCACAGUUGUUGCAGGCGGCCCUAGUCGAAACUCACAUCCUGCUGGGAAAAGCGAUUAUGCAGUCUCUGCAGCUAUAUGUUUUUGGGCAAAAGAUGAACUCAGAGUUGUUCAUCAAUGAAUUAAAGGUUGAUAAGCAUGCUGUUGGGGGCUUUGGAGGAUUAAUCAGAAGGAAGAAAGGAGCUGUGGCUGUCAACAUCAUUUACAAAGGAAUACGAAUGUUGUUCAUCUGUUGUCAUCUUUCUGCUCAUGCCGGCAAUGUGGAAGACAGGAAUUCGCAAUACAGGCACAUAUCACGCUCCCUAUUCUCCAAGAAUCAGAACCCAUAUGCAAGACCGGUCCAAGUUACUGUAUGGUUAGGAGAUCUCAACUACAGGGUACAAGGGAUUGAUACACAUCCUGCCAGAAAUCUGGUCCAGAAAAACCUUCAUAGACUGCUCACCAGAAAAGAUCAACUCUUACAAGAGGCUGAAAGAGGACAGAUCUUCAGUGGGUACUGUGAAGGGACGUUGGCAUUCAAACCAACAUAUAAAUAUAAUAUAGGAAGCAGCAACUAUGAUACAAGCUACAAGGUAAGAGUACCAUCAUGGACAGAUCGAAUCUUGUUCAAGAUAGAGGACUCUGGCAAGAUCAGUGCAACACUACACUCUUACCAAUCCCUAGAUGGAAUCCACAGUUCCGACCAUAAACCAGUGAAGGCUCAUCUGUGCUUACAAGCAAUCAAACAGUCACCACUCAUGCCUUGAAGCAGUUGUCUUAAGUUCAAAUCACAAAGAACCCUUUCUGUGAGUCUGAAAAUUAAACUCAUAUCCCAUGCCCCCCCCAUACAUGCAUGUUGACACUACUGUGCCCUCCGUCACCCAGUCUAAUCCAAACAGGCCCCAAAUUUCCCAAAAGGAAACACUCAUGUCCACUUACAUUUUAAUUUGAUUUUUAGGCUGAGUUUUAGAUGAUACAUGUUAUCUAAUUUAACCUCUCUAUAUAAUAAAAAUAAGACCCCAUAAUGAAGAUCCCUGUUCAUUGACGUUCAAGAAAGCGAAAGGCAACGAUAUACGGAGAGAAAAUACAAACCGAACGAUGUAUACAGGAAUUUUCAAGAAGAAAGAGGAAGAAAAACUGAGCCCCCAAAUAGCAUUCAGUGGUACUCAAUGGAGUGCUCAAAAGGCUGCGUCUUGAAGAUUGUUGAGGAAGACUAGAGCGAGAAAGCAGUGGGCGCUGCAUGCACUAGCCAAUUACGAAUCAUUGGAGUAGAAGGAAUUAAAGAAUGAGUUCCCUGGAGUGUCCCUAUGCAGAGGUCAAAGCCUGGAACAAAAUGACUUCAAUUUCUUAAAUUACACUGCUAAGAUUAAGGAGGAAGCAGCAAAAUGAGGGAACCCCAUUUUGAUCUCAUUCAUAUCAAAACUACUUGUUCCCGAGGUGUCUAUUUAUGAAGUUAUCAAGGUCCCAAGUCCCUCUUUUACUUGUAUUAAGUUGAACUUGUUUACCAUGGGAACUUGGUGUCAUGAGUAAGUUGCUUUGGAAAAGCAUAUGCCUGGAUGGUUGUUUCAGACCUUAUGCCAUUUAGCUUUUUCCUAAUGUAUGAAAAGUGGGCUUUUGGGAUGAUUUUAAUUUGAGUCCGUGGCUUGUGAAAGGAGUUCUUAUUCUCUGCUCUUAUCCCUUUGGGUGACGCGUUGGGGGCGAGCUUCUACUCCCCUUUUGUUUAUUUCAAUUACCUCCUUUCUCUCC